Messenger RNA from Truncatella angustata, 1011 nucleotides. RefSeq lists its product as uncharacterized. NCBI's taxonomy places the organism in Eukaryota, Fungi, Ascomycota, Sordariomycetes, Amphisphaeriales, Sporocadaceae. The record is from RefSeq and is a predicted model, not a curated record. The transcript has a single exon. Bases 276 to 887 code for a protein of 203 amino acids.
CUCAAGCAAUCGCGACAGCUUGAGCUAUAUACAGCUGCUGUGAAGGUUCCCCGGGUUUGCGGACAAAGCCAUCACACCAGAGCUUGCAAGCAACCACACAAGUGACACUCUGAUACUCGAUACGACCCCCAAUUGCGAAGAGAGCGGCGCGAUUUCUUUACGAGGUCAUAAUCGCAACAUCUCUACAGACUAAUGCUAAUUUUCUGUCCUCCGCCCUAGGACGCCCAGAAGUUCGGAAGCCCUGGUUCACGGUAGUCUCAUUUGAUGCUUAAGAAAUGGCCAGCAUUGGCCGUUCAUUCAAGCCACCGUCGUUGUUGACUACGAUGGCUGCUUCACGCCGUCCAGGUAUGCAGGGCAGGUCCGUGUCCAACUUAUCAAACACUUCGGAAAUGUCGUCAGCACCAUCUUCACCUGGUGAUUUCAAUCACGAUGAGAUCCUCUUCUCAGCAAGACCAUCUCCGACGCCUCAGGGCAGUCCCUGGCCUGACCUUGCUAAGAGACCAAGCGAGAUGCAUUUGAAGCUUCCUGGUACGUUAAAUUCUUUUAUACAAUUAUUAUUAUUAUUAUUAUUAUUAUUGAAACCUUCUUCUCAUGAGUUGUUUAUGGUUCCUGAGUUUCUACUUCAUAUUUCCAUUCCAUAUCCCCAUUCCCCGCUCCAUGACUUGGAUCAUAUUUUAUCCUCGGUCGCAGAGGCACACGUUCAUGUAGAGUUUACAUGCACCAUGUUCUCCUCUAUUCGGAGAUAUUCUCGUGGUGGCUUGUUGCCGUUCUUGCCGGAGUCGCAUCGCGAGACGAAGGAUAGUAGCCUCUAUCCGAUCCAAUCCGGUCCGGCGCCCCAUCUGCACGCAUUGGUCAUUGGAUGGUUGAGCAGCCAAAGCAGCCGCUAAUGCCCCCCGCCACACCCAUUGUCGUACCAUCAAGCAGGGUAUUGGCGGGGUGCUUCAGCAUUCGCUUGCUGGGGUUUUCAGGGUCUGGGGGUCCCUCGGAUCCUGCUAUGGGCGCCGUGGCUUG